CUUCACCUAAACCACCAGUGUAGUUUCAGAGUUGUUUUUUUUUCCAUACCAUUAAAAACAUAUCUAAUAGCCUGAAAAAUGAGAUGGGUUUUACUUCCUGACACCAAUCUCAAUCUGAGAUACAAGGCCCUUGAUGGAUUUCAUCUUUUGGUUGCUAGGGCUCAUAUUCAAGUUCAUUUCCCUAGGGCUGAGUCAAUGAAACCUCAAUGAAAAUCUUUAACAAAUAAUCACAUGUUAUAUCACAAAGGAACAUAUUUUUGUGUCCUUUUCAAUAAACGAAAUCAAUGGUUUUCAAGAUGAAACAAAUAUCUAAAUUUGUGGAUAGGAGACUGUCCUUGUAAUAACUCCACUGGCACAGGGAGGUAUUGGGUUCACAAGAACAAUUACCUGCCCUUAGCACUAUGAAUUUUCCAACUUACUAGUAUGGCAAUAUGAUUCUGUGGGCUUUUGUUUGUCAUUUUAUAGAUAAUAGAGAACCUUCUUUCAUAAGAAAAUGAUCUGCAUACAUGUGAUAUGUCUACUCAUGACACACAAUGCUUUCUUAUGAGUAAAAUAUGAUGCUAUUCAACACCAUGUGAAUCUGCUUUUGGUAAUAAGCCACUGAUUUCUCCUUAUCCAUAGCUGCUGAUUUUGAUGUCGAAUUGUGGGGACAGUUUUUUAAUGAAUUUGUGUAAUGCUGACUCACACUAGCUUAAAUUAUUAGUAGUGAUUUAGUGGCUUAUACAUGCACAUAGGACAUAUCCUCUCACCAUCAAUUCCUUCCCUUGAAUAGUGAAGCAUAGGCAAAAGCAUCAAGAUCAUCUUGAGCAGAAGGCAAGAAAUGGAUUUUGACUCUAGUUGCAAGAACAAAAAAACUGCAAAUGAAUCCAUGCUGAUAUGCUGCAUGCUCUUCAUCUCUGAAGCACGUAACCGUGCAGCUCUGGACUUAAUUGAACGAGCUGCUAGGAUCGACCCAGAAAGUGUCAUUGUAAACAAAUUUGAGGACCGAGUUUAUAAUAGGAUCAGGUUCACUAUUGUAUCAUAUGUUGUUGUUGAUAGCACUGGUAGUCCCAUUUAUAGUCCAUUGCACCAAACUGUACUAGCCAUUGUUGAGGCUGCUUACGGAGCCAUUAACCUAGAGUUGCACUCUGGCGCACACCCUCGACUUGGCGUUGUAGAUGAUAUUGCUUUCCACCCUAUGGCUGAAGCAUCACUGGAUGAAGCAGCCUGGCUUGCUAAGGCUGUGGCAGCAGAUAUUGGCAGCAGAUUUCAAGUGCCGGUAUUUCUUUAUGCUGCAGCACACCCAACAGGCAGGGCCCCGGACACAAUCAGGCGUGAGCUAGGCUACUACAGGCCAAAUUUCAUGGGCAGCCAAUGGGCAGGGUGGAACAUACCCGAAAUUCUCCCAGAAAAUCCUGACCAUGGUCCAAACCAUGUGUCUCGGACCAGAGGAGUCACACUGAUAGGGGCACGGUCAUGGGUCACAUUAUACAACAUUCCCAUCAUGUGCACCGAUGUUUCAACUGCUCGACGGAUAGCACGCAUGGUAAGUGCUCGCGGUGGUGGACUCCCAACAGUACAAUCGUUGGCCCUAUUUCAUGGCGAUGAUUCAGCUGAGAUUGCUUGCAUGCUCUUGGAGCCUAAUCGGAUUGGCCCAGACAGGGUGCAAGCACAGGUUGAGAUGUUGGCAGCUCAAGAAGGGUUGGAUGUAGAGAAGGGCUAUUUCACUGAUCUUUCACCAGAAAUGAUUGUGCAAAAGUACAUGAAUUUAAUCUCUGCUAGGAGAGACUGAUCAAACACUCGUUUGGACAUUAAACUGAUUAUCAAAUUUCUGCUGACCAUAAUGGUCAAAGAACAUAACCAAAUAACAUAAACUGAUCAACUGUUUAAAUCUUAA
Messenger RNA from Populus nigra (black poplar), 1876 nucleotides. RefSeq lists its product as uncharacterized. The transcript is spliced from 3 exons. The record is from RefSeq and is a predicted model, not a curated record. Gene Ontology annotation, molecular function: folic acid binding; transferase activity. Lineage: Eukaryota; Viridiplantae; Streptophyta; Magnoliopsida; Malpighiales; Salicaceae. Bases 821 to 1771 code for a protein of 316 amino acids.